CUUGACGCCGGUACCAAGUGGCCCACUGAGCCCAAUCUGUAACGGAGAACAGGAGUAUCGCCCCGGCGGACGGUUGCGGCAGCCUCUCGGCUCGGAUAUUUGUCAUUUUGUGGAUUUAUUCCCGACAGAUAAAUUCCAGGAUGCCUACAAAUGUACAAGGAGGGAAAGCCUUUGGACUGUUAAAGGAGCAGCAGAAGACAAAAUUGGACGAAAUAAACAAGGAAUACUUGGAAGACCAGAAAUACAGGGAUGAAGAGGACCUGCCUGAGAAACUGGAGGGUCUCAAAAAUAAGUACGCAGAGUUUGACCUGAAUGACCAAGGAGAGAUUGAUUUGAUGGGUCUGAAGCGGAUGAUGGAGAAGCUUGGGGUGCCCAAGACCCAUUUGGAGUUGAAAAAGAUGAUUGUCGAGGUGACGGGCGGCAGCAGCAGCAACACUAUCAACUACAGGGACUUUGUCAAGAUGAUGCUGGGCAAGCGUUCAGCUGUGCUCAAACUAGUCUUGAUCUUUGAGGACAAAGCCAAUGGCUCUCCCUGCAAGCCAGAAGGACCCCCUCCAAAGCGGGACAUUGCAAGCCUGCCUUAACUCUAGGUGUCAGCCUCCAGACUGCUUGUGAAGCAGAGGGACCAUCGGCGGUUGCGUGAAAUCGAGUCGUUCUCUUAACAUGUGGAGUGUUGUAUUAGUGUGGGACCAGUGAUCGAGGAUGUGAUUUUGUGAUAUACGGUGUGUGCAAGGUGUUUGUCAUUUGGAAGACUGAACCCCACAACUCACUAAAUGAUGUUUGACUGUGAAUAUUCUUAUUCAUCUUUUAUCCUUUUAAUUGAAAUGUAGCAUUGGUAGUUGUACACGUAACCUCCUUGAUAAAUUCAAUUUUGUAGUAAGUGUUUCAUGGUUAUAUUUUAAGGGAAAACUCCAAAUUCUCCAGAGGUUGUUUUUCCUUGUUUAAUUUUUGGGACGCGUUCAUUUUUAUCAUUCUAAGAGUAGGAUGCUUUUGGAGAAGCACAAGGAAAAGAAGCAUUUUUUUCCAACACAUUUUUGCACUGUCCUCAGUGGUCUUGGAUGGAUUCCUGCCAGGCUAAUCUUGGUCCACGUCUCGCUUUAGAUCAGGUGCCAGAGAUUAGAGGCCCGGCCCAUUUCCUCUGGGUCAGAGUCAUCAGCCCUCAAAGCCAAAAUACUGAUCUGGAAUCAGUAACUAGGUUAUCAUGGCCACCUCAUAAUCGGAAAAGCAUUUUUUUUGUAGAUGACUGUACUGCUAUGCGUUUUAAUAUUCCUCUCUCAGCUAGUGCGAGUGAAUAAGAGAAUAUGUUGACGACGGGACUUAAAGUUUCGGCUUCAAGAACAGCAAAUCUGACUCCAUUUUUAGAUCUGUAAGGUUAAGCACAUGUUAAUUUUGGAAGGAGUGUGAUUUACAGGCACACAAGCGUAACAGAUGUACAUAAUAUACUCACACACAGUACAAUCAUAUUCUUUCCAAGUGCCUUAACAUGCAGAUACUGUAGAGCUUAAACACACAGAUUGAAAAAGGAGGGAGUGCACACAGGUGUUCAGUUCGAGCAGUACGCUUAGCUUACUAAUUCCAGAGACCGUGAAAUAAUUUUAUUUGGUGAGAUAGUUUUGAUGAUGUUUGUUGAAUUGUAUUGAUAUGGUGUUUCCACAACAUUCUGAGUGAGUGAUGUUCACAAGGUGGAUUUUUUAAAAUGUAGUUGUUUCCCUUUUCUUACUAUUAUUUGUCGAUGUCCCAGCAACCUGCUUGUGGGAUGAUUUGACUGAUUAGGUUACUCUGUACUUGUCUUGCAAUGCAUACAUGUGUUACCAGUUUGUCUUUGAUUCUCAAUCUUUUUUCAUCAGCUAACCAUCCCUCUCUGUUGAACUGGGUUCAUUGUCCUGUGAAUUCUGUAAUUUGUGCCUCAGUGUUCCCAUAACUCACGCUACUUACUGUGAAUUUGGUACUUGUAGUAUUUUUAACCCACUUAACAUGUUUGAAACUAUAAUGUUAUUUUGUUUUCAGUCUCAUAGGUGUACUACAUCUUUUAAUGUUGUUAAGAUGCACAUUGUUUGCAGACACCAAAGGAAUUAAAAUUCUUCUUACACU
Epinephelus moara (kelp grouper) is the source of this 2091-nucleotide messenger RNA. RefSeq names its product allograft inflammatory factor 1-like (gene aif1l). Bases 141 to 584 code for a protein of 147 amino acids. The record is from RefSeq and is a predicted model, not a curated record. Gene Ontology annotation, molecular function: calcium ion binding; actin filament binding. Gene Ontology annotation, biological process: actin filament bundle assembly; ruffle assembly. Gene Ontology annotation, cellular component: ruffle membrane; actin filament. The transcript is spliced from 6 exons. NCBI's taxonomy places the organism in Eukaryota, Metazoa, Chordata, Actinopteri, Perciformes, Serranidae.